Messenger RNA from Aureobasidium namibiae CBS 147.97, 2166 nucleotides. RefSeq lists its product as uncharacterized. The record is from RefSeq and is a predicted model, not a curated record. The transcript has 2 exons. Gene Ontology annotation, biological process: DNA-templated transcription. Lineage: Eukaryota; Fungi; Ascomycota; Dothideomycetes; Dothideales; Saccotheciaceae. Gene Ontology annotation, molecular function: zinc ion binding; DNA binding. The coding region runs from base 1 to 2166 and encodes 721 amino acids.
AUGGAACGCAAGUACACAUGUUCCAGCUGUGCACAGCAUUUUACUCGUAGUGAUCUGCUCAGACGCCAUGUGCGGUUGCAUGCAUCGGAGACAGUCUCAACUACAGUGCAGCAAGCGGACCGGCAACCUGAUACCCUGCCUUUGAUAAUGCCACAGAUCUUAUCAGCAGACGUUCAUUCCUCGAGCAACCACGCCCCUGGCGCAUCGCUAACACAAUGGCCAUUGUGGGAUCACGCGGACUUGCUAUCCUGCGACCAUAUCCCAGAAGGUAUCCUCCAGGACGAAGCCUCUUGGCAGUCCUUUCUGCACAGUGACAGCACGUACUGCUUGACUGACUGGGACAUCAACGACACUUCGCCAGUCGGCGAGGACACAGCCAUGCGCGAUGCUGCGGUGGCAACAUCUCAGCCCAGUACUGCCCCCUCUCCUCCGAACGAAACAUCACGCGAAGAUCAAACACCCUUCGCUUGGGACCCGGCUUCCAGAAGAAUAUCUCACAUCGGUGAAGUUAUAUUCGAUCCUGAUGAUCCCUUGCUGUUGAAUGUCGAACCACGAUUUGCGCUCACACAAGAACGAUACCUGCACCUCAAGGCGGUUCUAAGACAGGAUAUUGUCACUAACGAUAGAAAGACUGUUGGGGGAAUGCCCAGUAUACCGUCCAUUGAAGUCUUGAACGUGUUUCUCUCACAGUUCGUCCGCUAUUUCCUGCCUCAGGCCCCAGUUUUGCAUUACCCAACGUUCGAGAUAAAUACCACUUGCCCAGACCACCUUCUCAUGAUCAUGAUUGCAAUCGGCGCUGUCUAUUGCAAGCGGAGGAACGUCCGGCGAUUUGCUAUCGUGUUGCAGGAUCUUGCAAGAUGUCAUCUCCUCAUGGCUGUUACCGCAAAUGAUGUUCUCUUGAAGGAUCCGAACACGGUGUACAGUUCGGCUCUAAUCCGCUACGCUGGUAUCUGGUGUGGCAACAAACGCGCAUUUGAACUUGCAGAAGCCUUGAGCGUUGUCGCGUGGACCCGCAGAUUGCCGAAUCACACACCUGCGACUGAAGGCAAUCGGACUGGCGAUCAAGAUGUUUGGCUCAACUGGAUCCGCAUCGAAUCCUUGAAAAGAUUGAAAUGGACAGUGUUCAUGUUCGACUUCCAGAUAUCUCUCCUUACCAACACGCCUCCCAACAUGAGUCUAAGUGAGGUUUUCGACUGGGAGUGUCCGUGUGAUGACGAGUACUGGACUGCGCCGACCGCCCGACAAUGCAAGCUUCUACUUGGCAGUGCGGUUGUGCCACCUUCGAAGUCAUUCGCUGCAGCAUUAGGUCCAUUCAUUCUGAACACACCAAACCUUCGACCGCUCAAACAGUUGAACGACUUCGGUGCCUUUCUGGUGCUUCUGUCGGUUAACAUGAGAGUAUUUCAUUACAAGGAAGAACAAAAUAUGCUUAUGAAGCUUGCACAUCUGGCGUUUGACGGCGGGGAGCAUGAACACAGCUUAGAGAAUCUACCAACUCCUGACCCCGAAGACUGGAAACCAUUGGCCAGAUCGCUCGAGCUCUGGAAACUGACUUAUGUCGGUACGGUGCAAGAUGACUCACGCGGUGGGUCCUUCUUUCAGGCAGCUGGCCAAGUCAUGAUGAACUUCUCUCGGCUUCAGAUGCAAACAUCAAUCUCAGAUCUACAGGAGAUUAUAGGGAAAUCCGGUCGACCCGGGUUCGUGGAGGCAAGAUCUAGAUUCACAAUAUGGUUCGCGACUCAUGCGGAGAACACUCGUAACCUCGUCAGCGUCUCUAUCAAAGCGAUCGAAGAGUCUCGCCGUGCGCUACUUGAUAACAAUCAUCGGGCAAUCUCUGUCGGCGAACUAUAUCCCGGGACACCAUCUACGUUGUCGCCAUACGGACCGAUCUACAUAUUCCUGAGUUAUGUCUUCCUUUGCGCUUGCGCUACCGCAAUGACGUUGGACCAGAAAGAGCAGCUAUACAAUCCGUUGUCGGCGCAGUUGGCUGGAGAAGUCCACAAUCCGAAUGAUCAUUCCAUUCUGGCUAAUCUGUGUGGCAGCGAUAACGACACAGCCGGGAAGGAGAUUCUCAGACACGCAGCACAGACAUUGGCCCUUUUCGAGAGUUGGGGAUGUUCAACAAAUUUGGCUCUGUUACUACACUGGAGGUCUAGGAUCAAUUAA